AGGUACUUGAUGUGCUCCAUCGAUGCCAAGUGCGGCUUUGGGUGUCAGCUGCACCGUAUCAGUUGGUGCAUGAUCCACGCCGUUAUGGAGAACCGCACAAUGGUGAUGCGCCCCAACGCCAUUAGGGAAUACGGGCGCGACACCGAAUGCGGCAGUCAUUGGAACUGCUGGUUCGAUAAUGUGUCUGGGUGCCAGGUAUACGCAGCCGCGCGCAAGUCAAGUCUCAAGGAUCAGAAGGACUUCAAAACGUACAGUGAGAAUCCGUUUACCAAGCACAAAGAUUGGCUACCCCCUGUUUUGGUAGAAAGGGGUCUUAAAAAUAUGACAGAGAUGCCUACGGCCUGGUUUGUGGGCCAGAUCGUGGGAUGGCUGCUGAAGUAUGCGGACGAACUCAACGCUACCAUAGAAGAUUUCAAAGCAGAGAUGAAUCUGACCAGGCCCGUGGACGUAAGCCUGCACGUACGUCGUACGGACAAAGUCCAGGCUCACCGGGGUGAACAGACGGAGGCUGCAUCCCACACGUUUCAGGAGUACAUGCAGCAUGUGGACCAUCUCAUAUACCCCAACGCACGCCAUCACGACUACUACGCCGAGCAUGAGCACACGCCUGUUAAUAUAUACGUGGCUACAGACGACCCUACCCUCCCCAACGAUUUCUCGAACUAUCCGCGGUACAACUUCAUCUACGACGAGAGGGGUAUGGCGCUCGCGUCCAAACAGAACACAAGAUACAACGCAGAGAGCCUAGACCGCCUGCUGCUGGAUCUGCGGAUGAUGUCAGAGGCCGAGUUCUUUGUCGGUACCUUCUCAUCUCAGAUCAGCAGGAUUGUUGUUGAGCUGAUGAUGGCGAGAGGAUUACCGGAUGUGCCCAGGCGAGUGCACUCGGUUGAUGCGGUCUACUAUGCAGCAGAGUGAACUGCCACCCUCAACCAACCAUAUGAAUUUAGAGACCUCGGGAUCGGUUGCUAUGCCCGCCGAACCGCAAAUGCCAAUACUAGCCUUGCAUUUGCCCAUGGUAUACCCCUAAUAUUAAAUACAGCGUCCGUAAAUAGGUCACCUCAAACACCAUAAAUGAGGAUACGGUGCAUGGGAAAUGCCAAUACUAGCCCUGCAUUUGCUUAUGGUAAACCUCUAGUACUAAACAUAGCGUCCGUAAAUAAGUCACCUUAAUUACUAUAAUUGAGGAUACGGUGCAUGAGCAUGUGAAACGGGUUCCACGGCGAACGAAGCAUGGUCCAGAUGGACUGGGUAUUCAAAGUAUGGCAUUAUUCGGACACUGGAUGUGAGAUCAACGCUGGAUGAUGGAUGAUGACCAGCACCAUAUUAUCUUUACAUAAAUGAAUACGUUCGAAUCCUUCUUUACGACAUAAAUGAAUACGUUAUAAUCCGUAAAGAAGGCCUUAUGUCGAGGUGUAAAUGGCCCAAGAAACAUACACAUACGCAAAACGACUUUUUUCAUGAGACUGAGACUGUGGGCGGGGAUCAAUCACGUGGGUAUAGAGUCGGCGCUAUAGACAUAAUGAAAAUAUCCUACCUCAUUUGGUGUUUUAACGCG
Messenger RNA from Sphaeroforma arctica JP610, 1555 nucleotides. RefSeq lists its product as hypothetical. Lineage: Eukaryota; Ichthyosporea; Ichthyophonida. Bases 10 to 915 code for a protein of 301 amino acids. Gene Ontology annotation, biological process: protein N-linked glycosylation. The record is from RefSeq and is a predicted model, not a curated record. Gene Ontology annotation, molecular function: alpha-(1->6)-fucosyltransferase activity. The transcript has 6 exons.